GUGAGGGAAUGGUGUAAGUGCUCGUUUGCACUGUAUUUCUGGUAGGAUUAGCAGUUGGUUGACAUAGUUGCUAGAAUACUGUGGUUAUAAGGUCAGGGUCUGUCAUAUAUAGACCAGUUCUCAAAAAAACAGCUAGAUGCAAUAUUUAGUGGUUGUUGCAGACACAGAAUAGGGGAAACCAAAUUGACAAAAUGUUGGUAAUUUUUAAAGUUGAGUAAUGGGUUCUUGGGCUUCAUUAUAUAUUCUUUCUACAUUUGUGAAUGUUUGAAAUUCAUAAUAGAAUUAUAAAAAAAUAAACAGCUAGAUGAACAAGUGAGAGUUUAGCUCAGUUUCCUGGAAGACACCUCAAAGUAAAUGAGCUGCUGUUGCUGAGUCAGUGCCAUUACAUAGAUUAGUGAUAUGUUUAGUCCUGCCCUACCUGUGACCUCUUCUGUGUGUGACACAGCACGAUGCUAAAUACAAAAAUUGGCACCCUGGAGAAUUCUGUUCCUGGUGGCCUGGGAAUUGUAACAUCCUGGCAACAGGUACCUGUGGCUCUGGUCCUUCCUGCUUCCAGCCCAGAUUUGUGACCUAGAAGGAAAUCCCUGACCUCAGCUGCGGCUCUCGGGGCUGACCAGAAGCCAACUUCAUGUCUGAGUGCACGAGCAGCAGUUUGCCAUGGAGAGCCUGGGGCUGCAGACGGUCACCCUUAGCGAUGGGACAACGGCCUAUGUCCAGCAAGCUGUCAAAGGAGAGAAGCUGCUUGAAGGGCAAGUGAUCCAGCUUGAGGACGGUACCACCGCAUACAUUCACCAAGUGACGGUGCAGAAAGAACCUCUUUCCUUUGAGGAUGGACAACCCGUGCAGCUGGAAGAUGGCAGCAUGGCCUACAUACAUCACACACCCAAAGAGGGCUAUGACCCCAGCACCCUGGAAGCCGUCCAGCUGGAGGAUGGCUCCACUGCCUACAUUCACCACCCCGCGGCUAUGCCCUCCGACAGCACCAUCCUUGCUGUGCAGACGGAGGUGGGCUUGGAGGACCUGGCUGCAGAGGAUGAUGAGGGCUUCAGCACAGACACAGUGGUGGCCCUGGAGCAGUAUGCCAGCAAGGUUCUGCACGACAGCCAGGCUUCCCAUAACGGCAAAGGGCAGCAGGUUGGGGACAGAGCAUUCCGCUGUGGCUACAAGGGCUGUGGGCGUCUGUACACUACCGCUCAUCACUUAAAGGUACAUGAAAGAGCUCAUACAGGUGACCGUCCAUACAGGUGUGACUUUCCCAGCUGCGGAAAGGCCUUUGCCACAGGAUAUGGGCUGAAGAGUCACGUGCGCACCCACACUGGUGAGAAGCCAUACAAGUGCCCAGAGGAGCUGUGCAGCAAGGCCUUCAAGACCUCAGGAGACCUGCAGAAACACGUCCGGACCCACACUGGUGAACGCCCGUUCCGGUGCCCGUUCGAGGGCUGUGGCCGCUCCUUCACCACAUCUAAUAUCCGCAAGGUACAUGUGCGCACCCAUACGGGCGAGCGGCCCUACACCUGCCCCGAACCCCACUGUGGCCGCGGCUUCACCAGCGCCACCAACUACAAGAAUCACGUGCGCAUCCACACAGGGGAGAAGCCAUACGUUUGCACGGUACCAGGCUGCGGGAAGCGCUUCACCGAGUACUCAAGCCUGUAUAAGCACCACGUGGUGCACACACACUGCAAGCCCUACACCUGCAGCACCUGCGGCAAGACCUACCGGCAGACCUCCACCCUGGCCAUGCAUAAGCGCAGCGCCCACGGCGAGCUGGAGGCCACAGAGGAAAGCGAGCAGGCCCUUUAUGAGCAACAGCAGCUCAAGGCCACCUCUGCAGCUGAGGAGAGCCCACCACCGAAACGCCCUCGCAUUGCUUACCUUUCGGAGGUGAAAGAAGAGGGUGAUGACAUCCCAGCCCAAGUGGCCAUGGUGACUGAGGAAGAUGGGGCUCCCCAGGUGGCUUUGCUCACUCAGGAUGGUGCCCAGCAGCAGGUCAGCCUGUCCCCGGUAGACCUGCAGGCCCUGGGAAGUGCCAUCAGCAUGGUGACCCAGCACGGCAGCACCACCCUCACCAUCCCCAGUCAUGACGAUGACCUUGCCACAUCUGGCGCACAUACAGUCACCAUGGUCAGCGCCGAUGGCACCCAGACACAGCCCGUCACAAUCAUUACCUCUGGGGCUGUGAUGGCUGAAGACUCAAGUGUAGCAUCUCUUCAUCAUCAACAGGUGGCGCUGUUGGCUACGGCCAACGGAACACACAUUGCCGUGCAGCUGGAGGAGCAGCAGACCUUAGAGGAGGCCAUCAGCGUGGCCACUGCUGCCAUGCAACAAAGGGCCGUGACUUUGGAGACCACAGGGUCAGAGAGUGGCUGCUGAGCCCUAGAGGGCUGGGUCCUGUUCGUGUUGGAAGGGCUGUGCUGCACAGCCAUCUGGCCUCCAAGGGCUCAGGCUGUGACUGACACAUGGAAGGUGGCCACGUAGAUCUCCAGGGCCAGAAGGCAGCAGGAAGAUGGCCUAACCGAAGUGGGUCGGGGCCCUGCCCAAGAGGAGGGCUGGACAGCUGGAAUCGGGGGAGCUGUCUCCUCAGCUCCUCAGAAGCCAAGGAGGACAAGCUUGAUCACCAGGCUGCACUGGGGAAUCCUCCCUUCAAAAUCAGCUGAGCACCCACUUUCCCCGCUCCAGAGAACCCCCUUCCUGUCCUCAGCCCAUUCCCCUUCUCAGGUGGCAAUUGGGGCUGCUGUGGGGAUUGGUCAUCUCCAACUGGUCACUGUCCACCAGGGGAGAGGGCAGAUAGGUCUUCAGCUCAGUAGGGGCAGGACAAUCCCAGCCCUGCCCCUUUGAGCAAUUACUGUCUCCCCAGAGGCCAGCUGAGGUGCCUGGCCACUUGGCAUCAGGGGACUUCCCACCACUGCAGUCAGAAGUGCUCAGGGGCCUGUGGCUGGAGAAAAGGUGCCCAGCCCUCCCACCCCACCCCCAACCGCCCUUCAGCCUCUCUGUGGUAGAGAGGCAAAAAGCAGCCUUGUACAUACUGGGGAUCGGGGUUAAUUUUUUUAAAUUGCAUUUUGAUAAUUUUUUUUCCUGCUCUGAGCAGUGGUGGCAAACGGGUGAAUGAGUAUUUAAUAAAAGUUUCAAGUUUCCA
Messenger RNA from Phyllostomus discolor (pale spear-nosed bat), 3136 nucleotides. RefSeq names its product zinc finger protein 76 (gene ZNF76). Bases 658 to 2373 code for a protein of 571 amino acids. Gene Ontology annotation, cellular component: nucleus. Gene Ontology annotation, molecular function: DNA-binding transcription factor activity, RNA polymerase II-specific; RNA polymerase II cis-regulatory region sequence-specific DNA binding. Lineage: Eukaryota; Metazoa; Chordata; Mammalia; Chiroptera; Phyllostomidae. Gene Ontology annotation, biological process: regulation of transcription by RNA polymerase II; central nervous system development. The transcript has 14 exons. The record is from RefSeq and is a predicted model, not a curated record.